CAAGGCCCCUAAUAGUGUGGGGCUCAUGCCUGCUACUUCUCUAGGUUAGUGGUAUUUGUAGGUACAGCGUCGCCUGUAAACUUGAUAAGAUAAACAGUGCUCAUGGUCAAGCUCCAAGCUCCGACCUCACGUCAAUCAUUUCAACUGCCUACCUCCAAACUAUUUAAACAGCGCGCGCGCGCGACAUCGCAGCCGAUACAAUAAAUCAAAUGCAUUUCGGGAGCUGAUUGAUCGCAUCGAUAUUACCGGUCUGCAAACCAUUCGAUCCUCCAAACCCGCAUCUCCUUCAAGAAAUGUCGUCCAUUUACAAUCUCGAACCUCAACCGACCGCAUCCGUCAUUCUAAACACGACCAUUGGAGAUCUAUCUAUUGAGCUCUUCGCGAAGCAAACCCCGCUAACAUGUCGCAACUUCUUGCAAUUGUGCCUCGAUGGCUAUUAUGACAACACCAUAUUCCACCGACUGGUUCCGGGUUUCAUCAUCCAGGGAGGUGAUCCUACAGGUACUGGUAAUGGAGGCGAAUGCAUUUACGAUGGCGGCGCGCUCAGUGGCGACCUGGACCCAUGGCCGAUGGACCAGCGACGAGGGAAGAAUGCAGGACCAACAGGCGUGAACUUUAAGGAUGAAUUCCAUUCACGCUUGAAAUUCAACCGGAGAGGCUUGCUUGGAAUGGCAAACGAGGGAAAACCCGACACAAACGGGAGCCAGUUCUUCUUCACCCUGGACAAGACUGAAGAGUUAAAUAAUAAGAACACCGUCUUCGGGCGAGUUGUGGGUGAUACUAUAUAUAAUCUCGCGCGUAUGGGCGAGGCAGAAGUCGCUGAAGGCAGCGAAAGGCCUCUAUACCCCAUCAAGAUCACUGGUGCGGAGAUAUUGGCCAACCCCUUCGAUGACAUGAAGAAGAGGAUACGCACAGCUCAGCCAACAACGUCCGGCGUUGCGGCUGAGAAGAAGAAGAAGAAACCGAAGAACGGCAAGAAACUGUUAAGUUUUGAUGACGAGGAAGGUGAUACCGAUGCGCCUGUGAUCAAGAAAGCGAAGUUCGAUUCACGUAUCGUAAUGGAUGUAGAUGCGAAGGAUGAAGUUACAGUGAAGAAACCAGCGACCGCGAAGCAGAAAGAAGAGAAACCUUUACGCAAAACCAUGCCCGUUCGAGAAACGCAACCUGAUACACCCAAGGUAGAAAAGGCCCCAUCACCACCUUCAGAAAAGCGGCCUAUACCUGCACGCCCUGAAACCUCACCUGAAAGGGAAGUGAUACCAAAGAAGUCAGCGCUGGAACAAGCAAACGAAGAGAUAGCUGCCUUGAAGGCGUCUAUGAAACGGACAAUACACUCGGAACCGGUGCAGGAAACGAAGAAAUCCGCUUUGGAACAGAUGAUUCCUACAACUUCAUCACGCGGUCGGAAACGGCGUAGAGGAGGUGAAAAUGCCAGUACAGAUGACGAUCUAUCUAUGUUCCAGGCGUUCAAGGCCAAAUUGAAGCAAGCAGGGCCAGAAAAGGAACAGCCUACGGUAUCAUUAGGUGAUGCCGAAGAGAAAGCAGACGUCCCCAUGGAAGGCGAAGCUGCAUUAUGCGACCUACAUUUCAUAGCCAACUGUCAAAGCUGUACAUCGUGGGACAAGGUAGAGAAGGAAGACAGCGACGACGAAGGGUGGAUGUCCCAUUCUCUUAGCUUCGCCGCUGAUAAGCUGGGUAAGGACCUAAGCUACAGGAAGAAAGCCGAGGAGGAGUUAGUUGUGAUAGACCCGAGGGAGAAAGCUCGCACGCUCAAAGAGGAGAGGCGGGCCCAGAGAGACGCUCAAUCGGGAAGAUCGGGACGGGAAUGGGAUCAGGCAAGGCUUGCCAAGUUAGCUAGAUCGUCGGCCCUUGCUGGUAGGGGAGCCAGAUGAGAUACAAAUUUUAAUUUGACAAAUUACAUAAUCAUUGAAUGAAGACACAAAUUGUCCCUUGAUGCAAAUCGCGAUCUGCGUGUUUGCAGCUCCGCAUUUAGUUAUUUCACGGGAUUUGAUAUCAAAGAAACAGGUUUUCAUCUUGAUAUCUCGGGGAGUUCGCGUUUUGGAACAAGUCAGGUGUAGCGUACAUAGUCCGUGGGAGUUGAGCACAUGUUCGCGAGCGUUUGCCGGGUGCCUAAUUAUGGUAGUAUUAUACCCUUGGAGGUCAAACCGUUACCACCGAAUCCUGAAGAAUAAACGUUGAAACCACACUAGGUAAA
This is a messenger RNA of Xylaria bambusicola, 2215 nucleotides long. RefSeq names its product cyclophilin type peptidyl-prolyl cis-trans isomerase/CLD. Gene Ontology annotation, molecular function: peptidyl-prolyl cis-trans isomerase activity. The coding region runs from base 294 to 1892 and encodes 532 amino acids. The record is from RefSeq and is a predicted model, not a curated record. NCBI's taxonomy places the organism in Eukaryota, Fungi, Ascomycota, Sordariomycetes, Xylariales, Xylariaceae. The transcript has a single exon. Gene Ontology annotation, biological process: protein folding; protein peptidyl-prolyl isomerization. Gene Ontology annotation, cellular component: catalytic step 2 spliceosome.